Molecule: messenger RNA, 3027 nt
Organism: Cylindrotheca closterium
Lineage: Eukaryota; Bacillariophyta; Bacillariophyceae; Bacillariales; Bacillariaceae
Source: the annotation of a GenBank genome assembly
AUGCCUCCCCGAAAAGGCCGUGCCGGCAAUAAAAAGAAAAACAAGGGCAAAGGAAAACAAGGUGCGAGCCGUCCACGUGGACCCAUUGCAGGAACACGACGUGUUGGUAAUGGUAAUGCUGAGUCCUUAUUAGGAGGAGUAGCAGGGCAAGAACCCCAAGCCAACUUUGGAGAUUGGAUCACUUCUGACAAUAGCAGUUCCAAAUCCUCUUCCAAACCGUUGAUCGAUCAAGUACAUUCCACAUUGUAUGCUCGUUACAAAAAGGCGACCCAUCGAUUCAAGGAAAAACUCAUUGAUUUGGUCCCUGUUGAUAUUUAUGGAGAGGGAAGUACCAUUCAGUUAAUGGACGCUGCCGAAUACUUGGCCAAUAACGACAAGAUUGAAUUGGAAGCCUCUUUCAUGAAGGAUUUGAAACUAACGUUGAGGGUUCGCCAACGAGUCAGCAAGUCCAUGGGAGGUGGUGGAGACGAUGGGCAUGCCUUUUUCAUUGAAGUUUUGAAAUAUUGUUGGAAGAUUCUCUUGGCAAAAUACAUCAAGCAAAGGGGCAUUGUGGAUGACAAUGAUGACGACGAAAAGAAGGAGAAUACGAAUGUCAAUCGAUAUGGUGCCCUGUACAUGGAUGGUUUGGAUCCAGAUCUCAAUGAAGACGAAGAAGAGGAGAAUGACGACAACAAGGAGGAUGCCACUUCCGAAGCAAAUAAGGAACCCUUUCGACCAAAGACCACAAACGAAGAUUUCAAGCGACUUACCUUUCGGGAUGUCUUGUAUGGGGACGAUCGAUCGGCUGCCAUUUUGUUUUUUGACGAUGUGGAAGAAAUCAUGGCCACUGCGGUGCAUCAAAUGCAAGGGCUCAAGGCACAAUUGCGGGCCAAUGCUACAAAGGCUACUUCUGCUGCUGCUAACGCCAAUGCUAAUGCCAAUGCCACUGACGACCGCCAAGACGAACAUGCCAUUCCACACUUGAUGGAAAUUGCCGUCGGAUCCUCCUUUGCCAUUCAACAAGUUAGCAUGCUCGAACACGUCCUAGCAGUGGAUCAUCCUCACCUCAACACCAUUUAUCGAGUCCUUGCCGUGGUGGCCUGCCCGGAUAUGAUUCAAAUCUUCAGUAAGUUGGUCCAAGACCAUUCGCCGGUGGCCCAGAAAUAUGACAUUCGGAAGGAAAUUGUCCAAUUUGUCGGCGACACGAUGGAAACGACCUUUCGGGAUCACGAUGAUCCCAACAACAAGACCAAAUUGCUGCACGACCAAUUUCGGUCCAAAUGGAGAAUCAAUGACCAUUCCAUCAAUGACACGAUCAAUAAAUUGUAUCACACCAUUCGAUUGUACGUACGAUUGGAGGUUCCAGUGUACUCGGAACGGGAAAUAUACGACGAGUGGAACCACUUGCGGAAAAAGGAUCGCUGGUUGAAAUCCUGGAAGCACUUGGGUGGCAAGCGCAACAUUGUCAAGACGCUGCGAUUGGUUCAAGUGUACAGUAAUAUCAUUAUUAAGACUGGGUCUGGCGAAUUUGUCACCAUGGGGGCGGGGGAAGAAAUGCUGGGGGCUCCUUGGCACGAACAAGACAAUCCAGCGGAAAAGAUUACCGAAGAUUUUGAUUACUUUUUGUUGAUUGAAGUCAUGCCAGUCUUUGUUUCAAUGGUUCGGAAGGGGUUGUUAUCGAUCAAGAUGCCUCGCGACUGGGCCAUUUAUCCACUAUUUUGCCAUAUGCGGCAAUGGUGUAAGAAUCCGCACCCGCCCGUGACCUUGUCACUGGCAUUUUGCUUUCAGCUGAUUCUGACAUCGGUGUAUGAAAUGCAAGGGGACAACGAUUACACAAAUCUUCAAGUGACUGCCGAGAGAUGUUGGGAACGGUAUUACAAUGGACUGGACUGGGUGAAUGAAAAGAAGGUCACGGCCCAAAGUUUGAACCGAAAGAGCUGGAACAGAUUCCUGGUCAAUAUGCGAAACGUUAAUUCCCUGCGUUGGCCUCGAAUCGGUAUUAGUUGUGAAAAGGAAGUUGGAAAGUCUCGAAUUGCGAAUGCGGCUUGGAAUCCUGUUUGCGCUGGAUACUUUGAACUUUACACUGCCUAUUUUAAUAACAUGGAAAAUGGAGCCAGGAUGGUGGAUACCUUUGCCCAAGUUCGAUUCGUAUUACAUCUCUACAAUGCCUUGCUCCAGAGUGAAGCACUCAAACCAGGUGAAUUGGAGUUCUUGGAUUACUUGCAUGAACACUUUGCCACCUGUAAGGGCAUCUGGGCUGGCGGUGGGAUUGCGGAGCAAGGGAAUAUCACCAAGCAUUUCUUGGUUUCCACUGGAUAUGGAUUGAAACACGCUCAAAGUAAGAGUGAAGAAAUUCGUGCCUGCUUGAUCGGCGAUAAGUAUUCUCCCUACAAGGGUUCAGUCUCCAACUUUCGGAAAGGAAACCAGGAACAGAAUGCGGAGCAGCUAUUCGACAGUUUUCGACGGGUGGUCUUGCACGACUGCAGUGGUGACGAAGCCAUUAUUGCGAGUAUGAAGGGUGCUACCAAGGGCCAAGCGUUCGAGUACAAGGUUAAGUUGUCCGAAACGAUCAAAUCCAUGAGGAAAGACAUCAAGUUCAUGUCCGCCCAUCUCGUUGCAAUCGGAGAAUUCUUGAAUGCAUUUUUGGACAAUGUAUAUAGAGAACUGGAGUGGGAGGAUUUGGUUUCCGAUGUCACACUGGAAAUGACCAAGGAACUUGGUUGGAAGGAAGAUGACAAUGUCCAUCGGUAUGCUGAAAUGAUGGUUCUUGCCAGGCGGAUACUAGGAAUCUUUGAUUUUAUGGACAAUCCAUUGGAAGAAAAAGAAGUCAAGACGCUUACUGCCUACUUCCGGACCUAUUUUUCGGAUGUUCCCAUGGAUCUCAUGUUUUGGUUCACUGCACCGGACAAGCCCCACGAGUAUGAACUUCCAUUGACUACUAUUGGGUCAGGAUCCGCAGCUGCUGGAGACAAGACGAUGGGUGAAAAAAUCGUAUUGGUUCUGCAAGGGGAAAAUGGUGAAAAGGACAAGACAUUUCAAAUCUUUUGA